AUGUUAAAGGGUAAUAAGAAAACCAAUAAUAUAAAUUCUGUUAUUAUUUCUAAUACCCAAACAAUAACAUCAGAUAAAGAAACAAUUAAAUCAUCACUAACUGAGUAUUUCAAGACCCUUGGUAAUAAAAAUAUAAUCCCUGAGGAUAGCACAUCUGUAAACUCACUUUUAGAAAAUGAUUUUAAUUCAUGUGAUAGUGACGACCAAAAUAAUACUUUAAAUGAGCUUGACUUAACUUAUGAGGUAGUUGCUGCAGCUAUUGCACAUUGCAAAAAUAAUAAAAGCCCUGGUUUAGAUACCAUAACAAAUGAAAUGUUAAAGAACGGAGGAAAUGGCAUGAUUAGAUCACUAUAUAUUUUAUUUAAAAGGUUGAGUGAACUCAAGACAAUUCCAAACGACUGGAAUGUGGGUGUCAUAUUUCCAAUAUUUAAGAAGGGUGAUCCCAAAGACCUUAGCAACUACAGAGGCAUUACACUCAACUCUUGUGUCGCUAAGGUUACAACCGCAUUAUCUCCCAAACAGUGUCACUUAGAAGAGUUUAAUGUCUUAAGUGAAGUGCAAGGUGGUUUUAGAGAGGAUAGAAGGUGUGAAGAUCAUAUCUUCACACUUAAAAGCAUCAUUAGCACACGACAAUCAGAAGGCAAAAAAACAUUUCUUGCAUUUUCAGAUUUUUUAAAAGCAUUUGACACUGUUUGGAGAGAAGGGUUAUUCUCAGCUGUUAGUAAUAUUGGUGUUAAAGGAAAUUUACUCCAAAUUAUUAAGAAUUUAUAUGAAAAUGUACAAGUUGAUGAAAAUUGGUUUAGUACUGUAUUAGCAAAGUUAAUGGAUAUCAGCCAUGUAGGUUUUGUGAAAGCAGCUUCCAAAUAUUCCAAAAUCAGUGGCGAGGCCACUACAAGUAUACCAUCAACAAAAGUUAUCAAUCCCACCAGUGAUGAUUCUAAUAGUAACAUUUCAAAAGACAUUAUUGUUGUAAGCACCGAUAACCCACCAAUUUUUACUACAAAAAGUCAACCAGUCACAGAUGCAGAAUCUAGUGGACUACAUCAAGGUACUAACAACCUUGAGCAGCAACUUGGUAACAUGGCUCAUCAGGCUGAUUGUCCUGAAGUCACUGCAAUUUUCAGCUUUGGUUUUCUUUGCAAUAGGAAUGAAGGUGGAUUUCAGCAAUUCUGUGGGUAUAUGACUGCUGGUGUAGAUAAGGUUACAAAAUUCAUUCAGGCUAGAAAGGUUGAUGUUAUCGAGUGCUUUAAGAGCUUCUAUCGGUAA
This is a messenger RNA of Anneissia japonica, 1266 nucleotides long. RefSeq lists its product as uncharacterized. The transcript is spliced from 4 exons. The record is from RefSeq and is a predicted model, not a curated record. Lineage: Eukaryota; Metazoa; Echinodermata; Crinoidea; Comatulida; Comatulidae. The coding region runs from base 1 to 1266 and encodes 421 amino acids.